This is a messenger RNA of Acinonyx jubatus (cheetah), 3420 nucleotides long. RefSeq names its product translation initiation factor IF-2-like. The record is from RefSeq and is a predicted model, not a curated record. NCBI's taxonomy places the organism in Eukaryota, Metazoa, Chordata, Mammalia, Carnivora, Felidae. Bases 1 to 1275 code for a protein of 424 amino acids. The transcript is spliced from 4 exons.
AUGGUCCCUCACAGUGAAAAGACAAGCGGCUCCCAAAGAAGCUCAAGAGUGUGUGUGGAGGCGGGGGCAGGAGGGGGGACCCCAAAGCUCAGGUACCAGCUGCUGCAGCGCCCUUCCCCGCCUCCUGCGGGGGGGGUCAAUGCCCCAUCCUCAGGCUUCCACCCAACUGAGCCGCGCGACCCUCUUUGGAGGACCAGGGGGCGGCCCGAAGGCCGCACACGCCUGCAGCCAACGCGCAGGCCCCGCGUUCCCCGGAGCGCGGGCCGGGCUGAGGCCUGGCCCAUCGCCGCGGCAAGCAGCCCGGGCCCCGCCGCGGAACGCCCUGAGCCUUCGCCCGAGGGACCGAGAAGAGGGGGGCGGCUCUCUCCGUGCCGCGCCGCUGCCUCACCCGCAAGGACGUCCGCGACCGUGUCCCUAUCCCGGGCCAAACCGCGAGCAGCAGCAGGUGUUCCUCGGAAGGCUCGGCCGGCCACGGGGAUAGGGGCCUGGGCUGCUAAGCUCGGCAGCAGUGGACCGGCAGCGCACUCACCGAGCGCCGGCGGGCGGGCCGCGGCAGGUGCUUGCUCCUCCCGGCCGCAAGACGCCGCGCCGCCGCCGCCGCUCCCCGGGGACUCGGCGCCAAGCUGCCGUCGCCGCCGCUGCCGUAGCCGAGCCCGAGGAGCGCGAGCGCCGCACCGCAGCCUCCGCGCGAGCACGUACCGGGCGGUGAGAGGGCGCCGAGCGCGAGGGCGGGGCGCGCGGCCGGAACCUAGCAACCGCCUGACACGCGAGUGCCGCAGCCAAUCCCGCGGCCAGCUCCGCGCGGCGCCGACCGGCAGUCCGCGCGACGCCCGCUUCUGCCUGCGUCCGCCGCCCCGCAGCGCGCCGCACCCGCGCACAGGCCCCGCCUUCAUCCGCGCCGCUCCGCUCAUUGGCCCGCCACGCCCCUGUCCAAGAGGACACGCCCUAUCCUGGAAGCCCUGCCCCCGGCCAGUAGCGUCCGUCCCCGGGACACGCCCCGGCCCGUCCGGAUUGCCCCCAGCCCUCUGGGCUGGUAGUGGGGGAGGGGCGUCCCGCCAACCUCAGGCAUUGGGGCCUCUGAGACGCUCCCAACCGACCCAGGGUGGUCAGGCUCGAGAACUGGCCCUGCCACAACUGACCACCUAUCGUUUGGCCCUCCGAUUUCCCUGGAACGCAAAUCGAGAGUCCACAGAUAUUUAUGGAGUCUAUUGUAUGCUGAGAACACAACCAGGGUUGAGAGGAACAAGCACUGCUGUUGUGGAGCCCAAACUCUAGUGUAACAGGAUGAAGAUUAAAUUAAAAUGCAAUAGAAGACCAAAGGCAGAAAAGUUAGAAGUCACAGCCGGGACAACUAAGAAGUGUGUAUUCCCACUCCUUAGUGGGGAAAGCUGCAUGCAGGAAACAAGGUACGUGGAGGGGAGUCAAGCAACCUGCCUGGUCUGAGAAGGCCACCUGGAGCAGGGGUCACUGCAGCUGACUCUGGGGAAGGGAGCAGCUGAGUUUCCUGCUGGCUUGGUAAAUUCCCGGGAGGGGUUCAACAGUGGCAGAGCCUGUCUAGGCCUGGCCAGAUGGACAAGAAUGGGGCAAAGGUGACUGCCCAAGCAGGCCCUGACCAGGCAUCCUAGACUUUGCUGGAACUUGCCUGGCUCUGAGCAGAAUGCUCUGGAAUGGGGGUCAAGUAGGGGGAGCUCAGGGAAGGAGAUAGGGGAACUAACAAGACAGGCAGCUGGGCAGCCUCCUGCUGGACCUUCAUUGCCCAACACUGGAGUCAUCUGUCCCAGAUUCCUUUCAUAAUGGGAUAAAAUGUACCCACAGUGAGGCCUGAAGUGGGGCCUGGUAGAGACCAGUGACUUCAGUGGCAGGACAGUUGGGUCCCAGGAAAGCCAGAGAAGCAUACACAUUCCUUGGCUUCCUGUCCCCAGCAGCUGCAGGAAGCUGCUCCAAGCUCCCAGCUGUGCCCAGCAACCCCUAAGGACAGGAAAAAGUCUUGUAUCUUGCCAUCCCUCUGAUUGGACACAGAGAGAGUCCUGGAUGGGGUGACUGAGUACUCAACGGCAGGCCCCAAGGGAGGAGGUGGGGCUGCAUGUCAACGUUUGGGGAGGCAGCUUAGGUCUUGUAUGGGACAGAGCCUGUGGCAAAGGUCCCCAACCUUCCUUAAUUUCAUAAUCUGAAAAGGCUAUUAACACUUUUCCCAGACAAUCACUCCCUACACACACACAAUCUUGCCUAUAAUUUAAAAGGAUUCUGGGAUGCCUGGGUGGCUCUGUUGGUUGAAUCUCCAACUCUUAAAUUAGGGUCAGGUCAUGAUCCCAAGGUCACGAGAUCUAGCCCAGUGUGGGGCUUCACACUGGACAAGGAGCCUGCUUGGGAUUUUCUCUCUGCCUCUGCCCCUCUCAUCUACUAACACAUUCUCUCUCUUCAAAAAUAUAGAUAGAUGGUAGAUAGAUGAUAGAUAGAUAGAUAGAUAGAUAGAUAGAUAGAUCGAUCGAUCCUAAUCAGGCUUGGAGCUUCUGGAGUGUGCUUAAUUAAGGUCAGUGAAAUUCCAGUCUGUUUCUGCCUCUGCUGGCUGUGAGUCAUGGGUCAUCUCCAGGCCAUCUUGACUUGCACUGCCCUCUAGAGCCUGAGAAGUUGGACUAGGGGAGCUUCUAGGGGCCCAUCUGCUCUGCCAUCUCCUUGGAGCUAUUUCAAGUCAUCCUACUGGAGACUAUAAAAGAAAGAACAUCUUUAAACCCAGCUGAGAAUCUAGACCUGAACUCACCAGAGCUGGGCUGUCCCACUCACACUAGGCUUCCUCAGCUUCCCAACAGUAUCUAUUAUCAGCCUACCUUCCUCCCACCCAGAUGAGUCUGGCAGUCAAUACAUGGGCCUCUGGGAGCUUUUGAGGCCUCUCAAUCACACAUACACUUAUCAACACACCUUCUGUUUUUCUUUUCAUUUAUUGGUUCUAACAGUCAUUUGACACAUUUACUUAGCACUUGCUACAUAUCCGGCCUUGGGCUAAGUGUAGCAUAAAUCCAAAUCAUGCCCAUAGUUCUGGGUCCUGCCCGAGUCUCAUGCCCUCCCAACUUUGACUGCCCACCCAGCAUAGCCCUCCCAAUUGGUUCAUCUUGAAACUAAAUCCUUCUUCCAAUAAUUUGGAGCUUUUUGGUAAGCUGCCCAGUGUAGCCACCUCAAAGCAGAGCCUGCCCUUGUUAAUCAUUUCUUGUUACCUCCUGCUGUCAACCAGCAACUUUGGAUGCAUAGUAGGCAGGAAGGGAGGGAAACAACUUCUGUCUGCCCUAGGAUCCGGGAGACCUUUAAUAAAGUGCCCUGGCUGAAUCCUGGAGAGAGUAUGCUGGAUGUGUUUCUUGCCAUUUUGUUCAGAGUACUUACCACUACUAGACAUUAUAUGUAAACUAAUUGAUUUGUCUUAUCUCCUCU